AUGCAUCGUGCAAGGAGAGGGGUUAAGGAAUUAUUUAAGAAAAAGAAAGAAUUAUACAAGCCUUAUACUAACAUAAUUGAUAGACGUUGGGAUAGGAUGUUAAGAAAAAGUAUUCAUUGUGCAGCGUAUUGGUUAAAUCCAGUUUUCCAGUAUGAUCGUGAGAAUCUUUGUUCUAAAAGAGAGAUAUUUCAAGGCGUUCUUGAUAUGGUUGAGAAGAAUUUUUCUGGUAGCGGCAUUAUUGAUCUUACAAUGUCUCUAGGAAAGUUCCGUGACAGUGAAGGUACUUUUGGUAGACCUAGUGCCAUUGCUUCUCGUACAAGUACACGUCCAGAUGAGUGGUGGAAGUUAUUUGGUGGGGAUAUGCCUAUGUUGCAAAAGUUUGCUAUUAGAAUUUUAAGUCAAACCGCAUCUUCUUUCGGUUGUGAACGUAACUGGAGUGUCUUUGAAAGGAUUCACACAAAAAGGAGAAAUAGGUUGGAACAUCAAAUUCUUAAUGAUCUUGUAUUUGUGCACUACAACUUACGUUUACAAAAUAGACUCAAGGUUGAUAAAAGAUCUUAUGAUCCUAUUGACUAUGAAUGUAUUGAUAAGACGGAAUUUUGGGUGGUAGAAGAAGAGUUGAAUGGAGAACUUGAUUACAAUGAUUUAGAAAAUAUGCUUGACGAACAAGAAUAUGAACCAACUUCUCAAACACAAGAAAACGAAGUUGGUCAUGUUUUUGAUGAGAAUGAAGUUGAUAGUGAAUUUCAUUUACUAAGUGAUCGUGAAAUUGAUGCGUUUAACACUCCAAUGUCUCAAAAUCCGUGA
Molecule: messenger RNA, 807 nt
Organism: Lactuca sativa (garden lettuce)
Lineage: Eukaryota; Viridiplantae; Streptophyta; Magnoliopsida; Asterales; Asteraceae
Molecular function (GO): protein dimerization activity
Source: RefSeq, a predicted model, not a curated record